AUGGCACGGGGGAGGAAGAUUAGGGCUAGGCUUCGCAGGAGUAAUUUUUAUACAUUUGGUUGUCUUAGGCCGACUACGGCUGAGGAGGUGCCUCAUCCACUUCAGGGUCCUGGUUACUCGAGAACCGUGUAUUGCAACCAGCCUCAAGUUCAUGAAAAGAAGAAUCUAUUUUACUGCAAGAAUAAUAUAUCUACGACCAAAUACAAUGCUAUCAUGUUUUUACCUAAGGCACUGUUUGAACAGUUUCGAAGGGUUGCUAACAUAUACUUCCUUUUGGCUGCUUGUCUCUCGGCGUCUCCAAUUUCACCUUUCACUUCGGUGAGUAUGAUUGCUCCUUUGGCUUUUGUUGUGGGGCUUAGUAUGGCGAAGGAAGCAUUGGAGGAUUCACGCAGGUUCCUUCAAGAUGUCAAGGUUAAUCGCCGGAAAGCUAGUCUUCAUAGAGGUAAUGGUGUUUUUGGUCUCAGAUCAUGGCAGAAAAUUAUGGUUGGAGAUAUAGUAAAAGUAGAAAAGGAUCAGUUUUUUCCAGCUGACUUGCUUCUCUUGUCUUCAAGCUAUGAUGAGGAUGGGAUAUGCUAUGUCGAGACCAUGAAUUUAGACGGAGAGACCAACUUGAAGGUGAAAAGAUCUUUGGAGGCUACCUUGUCCCUUGAUAACGAUGGAGCUUUUAAGGAUUUCUCCGGAACAAUUCGUUGUGAAGACCCGAAUCCCAAUCUGUACACUUUUGUUGGGAAUUUUGAAUAUGAACGUCAGGUUUAUCCUCUUGAUCCUGGUCAUAUUCUCCUCCGAGAUUCAAAGCUUAGGAACACUGAUUAUGUCUAUGGGGUGGUCAUUUUCACUGGCCACGACAGCAAAGUCAUGCAGAAUUCUACAAAAUCCCCUUCAAAAAGAAGCACAAUAGAGAAAAAGAUGGAUUAUAUCAUAUACACUCUUUUCACUGUCCUUAUAUUGAUAUCCUUUAUUAGUUCAAUAGGAUUUGUUGCUAAGACGAAGUACCAGACCACAGAGUGGUGGUAUCUACGGCCUGAUAAUAUUGAAUAUCAGUAUGAUCCUGCGAAAAUUGGAUUGGCUGGGAUGAGCCAUCUGAUCACUGCACUUAUUCUCUAUGGAUAUUUGAUACCCAUCUCUCUUUAUGUUUCAAUUGAGAUUGUGAAGGUAUUACAGGCCACCUUCAUUAACCAAGACCUUCAAAUGUAUGAUGAAGAAACUGGGACUCCUGCUGAAGCACGGACGUCAAAUUUGAAUGAAGAGUUGGGUCAGGUAGACACCAUCCUUUCUGAUAAAACUGGCACUUUAACCUGCAAUCAGAUGGACUUUUUGAAGUGCUCCAUUGCUGGUACUUCCUAUGGUGUACGUUCCAGUGAAGUUGAACUAGCUGCAGCGAAGCAGAUGGCUUCUGAUCUUGAGGAGGAAGACAUGGAUCUCUCUAAUUUCCCCAUGCAUAACAAGGGUAAAGUGCCGCGGGAAAAUGUUAGAAGAGCUGAAGAAAUUGAACUUGAGCCAGUUGUUACUUCUAAGGGUGGUGAGGAUCAAAGGCCUACCAUAAAGGGAUUUGGUUUUGUUGACAGCCGCCUCAUGAAUGGAAAUUGGUUGGAAGACCCCAAUGCUCAUGUCAUUUCGUUGUUUUUCCGGAUACUGGCAGUUUGCCAUACUGCCAUUCCUGAGUUUAACGAGGAGAGUGACAGUUGGACUUAUGAAGCUGAGUCACCUGAUGAAGGGGCUUUUCUUAUAGCUGCUAGAGAGUUUGGUUUUGAAUUUUAUAGAAGAACCCAAUCGAGUGUUGCUGUACGCGAAAUAAUUUCUGCUUCAGGACACCUGGUUGAAAGAGAGUAUAAAAUAUUGAAUCUGCUGGAUUUUAGUAGCAAAAGAAAGCGUAUGUCAGUGAUUGUACGUGAUGAGGAGGGAAGCAUUACUCUUUUAUGCAAAGGAGCUGACAGUAUCAUAUUUGAUCGAUUAUCUAAGAAUGGAAAGAAGUAUUUGGAGGCUACUUCUAGACAUUUGACUGAAUAUGGAGAAGUGGGUUUGAGAACACUAGCCCUGGCUUACAGAAAUCUUGAUGAACAAGAAUAUUCUGAUUGGAACAACGAGUUUCAGAAAGCCAAGACAACUGUUGGGCCUGACAGAGAGGCAAUGCUUGAGAGGCUAUCAGAUAGUGUUGAAAGAGAGUUGAUUCUUGUUGGGGCUACUGCCGUGGAAGACAAGCUGCAGAAAGGGGUGCCGCAAUGCAUUGAUAAACUUGCUCAAGCUGGGCUAAAGAUCUGGGUCUUGACUGGGGAUAAGAUGGAAACUGCAAUCAAUAUUGGGUAUUCAUGUAGUUUGCUUCGACAGGGUAUGAAGCAAAUAUGUAUCUCUACUGCAAAUUCAGAUUCAGUAAUCAAUGAUGGGAAAGAGGUAAUCAAAGGCAACAUCCUGACUCAAAUCACCAAUGCCUCACAAUUGAUGAAGCUGGAGAAGGACCCACAUGCUGCGCAUGCAUUAAUUAUUGACGGAAAAACUCUAACAUAUGCUUUAGAAGAUGAUAUCAAACACCAGUUUUUGGCAUUAGCUGUUGAUUGUGCGUCUGUUAUUUGCUGUCGUGUAUCUCCCAAGCAAAAGGCCUUGGUAACAAGGUUAGUGAAAGAAGGAACUGGGAAGACCACUUUAGCAAUAGGUGAUGGUGCAAAUGAUGUCGGCAUGAUUCAAGAAGCUGACAUUGGUGUUGGAAUCAGUGGGGUUGAAGGUAUGCAGGCAGUGAUGGCUAGUGACUUUUCUAUUGCUCAAUUUCGGUUUUUGGAGCGGCUUCUGGUAGUCCAUGGACACUGGUGUUACAAGAGAAUUGCACAAAUGAUAUGUUACUUCUUCUACAAAAAUAUAGCAUUUGGCCUCACCAUAUUCUAUUUUGAGGCCUUUGCGGGCUUCUCUGGUCAAUCGGUUUAUGAUGAUUGGUACAUGAUAUUGUUUAAUGUAGUCCUUACAUCGUUGCCCGUAAUUUCACUUGGAGUUUUUGAACAAGAUGUUCCAUCAGAAGUUUGCUUACAGUUUCCUGCAUUAUAUCAGCAAGGACCCAAAAAUUUGUUCUUUGACUGGUAUAGAAUACUUGGAUGGAUGGGGAAUGGUCUAUACUCCUCGCUCGUCAUCUUCUUCCUUGUUAUCUUCAUCUUCUAUGACCAAGCAUUCCGCCUGAAUGGCCAGACUGCAGACAUGGCUACUGUUGGUACCGUAAUGUUCACCAGCAUCAUCUGGGCUGUCAACUGCCAGAUUGCCUUGACAAUGAGCCAUUUUACAUGGAUACAACACCUCUUUGUGUGGGGAAGCAUUGCCAGUUGGUACCUCUUUCUCUUUUUAUAUGGCCUGCUUCCUCCACGACAUUCCCACUCUGCGUACCAAAUAUUGGUUGAAGUGCUUGCUCCUGCUCCUAUUUAUUGGACAGCAACCAUUUUAGUAACAGUUGCGUGCAAUCUUCCUUAUCUUGCCCACAUAUCAUUUCAAAGGUGUUUUAAUCCCAUGGAUCAUCACAUUAUCCAAGAAAUCAAGUACUAUAAGAAGGACAUUGAAGAUCAACACAUGUGGACGAGGGAGCGGUCUAAAGCAAGACAAGAAACAAAGAUUGGAUUCUCUGCAAGAGUGGAAGCAAAGAUCAGGCAGCUGAGAGGGAGGCUGCAGAAGAAGCAAUAUUCAACGGGGGCGUCGCCAUCAUGA
This is a messenger RNA of Vicia faba (fava bean), 3675 nucleotides long. The record is from the annotation of a GenBank genome assembly. NCBI's taxonomy places the organism in Eukaryota, Viridiplantae, Streptophyta, Magnoliopsida, Fabales, Fabaceae.